This is a messenger RNA of Sycon ciliatum, 455 nucleotides long. Its product is annotated as small ribosomal subunit protein eS28-like. Gene Ontology annotation, cellular component: ribosome; cytosolic small ribosomal subunit. The transcript has 4 exons. Lineage: Eukaryota; Metazoa; Porifera; Calcarea; Leucosolenida; Sycettidae. The record is from RefSeq and is a predicted model, not a curated record. The coding region runs from base 13 to 366 and encodes 117 amino acids. Gene Ontology annotation, biological process: ribosomal small subunit assembly; maturation of SSU-rRNA; translation. Gene Ontology annotation, molecular function: structural constituent of ribosome.
UGAAACGUACCGAUGACGUGCUUUUGGGGCUGCAUCCAAGCCGGCCCCUUCCCCGAGCGUGAGAGAAGAAGUUGCCGUGGAAACCGCGCAUGCUCACGAUCUUGGGAAGACGAAAAUCGCUCCUUCGCUCUCUUUGCCUUUCGCACACUGUCGAACAAGAUGGACCGUCAGCAGACCCAGAUAAAGUUGGCGAAGGUUAUCAAGAUCCUCGGCCGUACUGGCUCACAGGGUCAAUGCACACAAGUGCGCGUGGAGUUCCUGGAUGAUACGAAUCGAACCAUCAUCCGCAAUGUGAAAGGACCCGUUCGUGAGGGUGAUAUUCUGACUCUCUUGGAAUCUGAGAGAGAAGCAAGGCGUCUGAGAUAGAUCUCCAGGUUCUCUACCCAGUCCACUCCACCAUCAAAGAGCGUUCAGUUAUGCACAUCAAUAAACUUCUGACUGGUGUUCUACAGUAA